Pistacia vera is the source of this 609-nucleotide messenger RNA. Its product is annotated as hydroquinone glucosyltransferase-like. Bases 1 to 609 code for a protein of 202 amino acids. The transcript has a single exon. Lineage: Eukaryota; Viridiplantae; Streptophyta; Magnoliopsida; Sapindales; Anacardiaceae. The record is from RefSeq and is a predicted model, not a curated record.
AUGGCGGAAACAACAACAAAACCACCGGACAUUGCUCUUCUUCCAACUCUAGGCCUAGGCUAUCUCAUCCCAUUUAUGGAGUUAACCAAAAGACUAGCUCACUUUCACAACUUGCACGUCACAUGCAUUGUUCCCACAAAUACAAUUAUAGGGUUUCCACCAAACUCCAUCAAAGCGGAUCUUGAAGCUCUGAAUUCUCCAUCCCUAAACCAUAUCCUUCUUCCUCCUGCCAACUUGGACGACUUGCCGCAAGACACCGAGCUCACAACUCUCCUCUACUUCGCAAUGUCUCGUUCUAUGCCUUCUCUAAGAAAGGUUUUGAAGUAUUUAAUGGAGAAUAAUCAUUUGGUUGCUUUUAUAAUUUAUCCUCUUGCAAAUUUUGCCUUCGAGAUUGCUAGAGGUUUCAAUCUUUUGACCUACAUUUUCUUCCCAUCUAGUGGGAUUUGUUUGUCUUGGUGGUUGUAUUUGCACAAGUUAGAUGAGAUGGUUCCAUUUCACUUUAGAGAUUUGCUCUACCCGGUUCGAGUUCCCGGGUCCAGCAUACGGCUUCGCGGAAGAGAUUUUCCUGACCUGGAUAAACCCGGCAGAGUAUGGAGUGUUGAAAUCUAA